Messenger RNA from Prinia subflava (tawny-flanked prinia), 6721 nucleotides. It is a transcript of the gene HDAC4, whose product is annotated as histone deacetylase 4. Gene Ontology annotation, molecular function: histone deacetylase activity. The record is from RefSeq and is a predicted model, not a curated record. Bases 2684 to 5950 code for a protein of 1088 amino acids. NCBI's taxonomy places the organism in Eukaryota, Metazoa, Chordata, Aves, Passeriformes, Cisticolidae. The transcript has 27 exons. Gene Ontology annotation, biological process: negative regulation of transcription by RNA polymerase II.
AAAGCUGAAGCACCCAUUUACUUUCACCAGCUCCCUGUGACUAGCGAGGGAAAUUAGCUGGAGUGUUGUGAUGGCUGUUUCCUGCUUGAGAACAUAAAAAAUGGAAUCAUUCCUGACAAACAAGGAGUUCAGCUAAAGAUGAGGUGGAGGUAGGCGGGAAGUUCUGUAAUUGCUUUUUAUUUAAAUCUUUAUGAAUUAGCUCUGCCAGGGUGUUGGUUUUUAUUUUAGAUUUUUAUUUUUUGCUUCAGCUGGCUUCUGAGUAAGUUUUUCAGCUGCAAAUACAGUAAAAACAGACUAUAUACAGCUAUAGCCAAUAUGUUGAAUUUAACAUAUAGCAAGAAGCCUUUCCCUUGUGAAUCUCUGAGGUCUAAUUUCCAUGAAAAACGACAAAGGUUUAAUUUUCUGCCAUUAUGCACAGGUUAGCCUAGACUGGGUAUUAAUAGAGACACGUACUCACACCCACAGCCACAGGUACAGCAUCAAUCAAAACCUGAAGGUAGAACUUACACUCCAUGGCAACUUUCAGGGCACUGUUCUCUCCCCUCGUUUUCUGUUUCCAAACUGCUCCAGCAGUGCAGGGAGGGAAGGGAACUGGGUUGGUUGCAACCCAGUAUUUAAAGGGUUUGGGACCAAAUCCCGCCCCCCAGCUGGAGCAGAAAUGGGGACCACAGGAGAGGGCAGACACUCACCUGGCUGUCACAGCCGUGCAAUGCACCAACCACCAGUAGCAAAUCUGUUGCCUUAGCAAAUAUUGCCCUGCCUUGGUAACCUUCUGGCCCUGAAGCCCUUCCAGCCACAGGUCUCUCGACACUCAGAAAUAAUUUGGGAGGUUAUUUACAGACACGUUCACCCAUCCAUCCGAGCACACAAGCUGGCCCCGAGUGAAGAGGGCAGAACAACUCUGCAAAACCUCACCAGCCAAAGAACAACAAACAAGCCCACGAGCCCAAAGAAGCUGCAAAUCAAACAAAAACGGCUUCGGCUUUAGGCAGAAGUGGUGUUCCUAAUGCCAGUGGUGCUCUCAGGUGUGUAUUCCAGGGAAAUGUGACCACUUCCUGGGAGCCUGUUGACAAUGUAGAAAAAAACCCUCCAACUUUAAGGAUCUGAUUAAUAUGCCAAGGAUUUUUAAAGGGUGGCCCUUUUAAAUGAAAACGUAGGUGGUAUCUCCAAAAAGGUAAAAGAGAAAAGCAGCAGUGUUUAUAUACUACCAUGUAUACGCAGAAUUUGAGAGAGGGACAAAGUUGUUAGCAAUUCCCAUCAGGUCCCAGAAUUUAUGUAAAUCCAGAUGGCUGAACGACACGAGUUCUUUUUUUUUUUUUUUUUUUUUUUUUGCUUAAAGGGAAAUCUGGAAGUUUUAAAAACAAUUUAGCAAGAGCCAAUUAAUCAAACCCAACAGCAGCGUGCUGGGAUGGCUGCCGAAAUAAGGAAUGUCAUGUUUCAGCUUGCCUUAGGCAAGGAUGGGAAGAAACUCCUUGGAAGCUUAGCAGGAAAUCUCCUUUCCAUUACCCCAGGUUGCUCCAAGCCCCAUCCGACCUGGCCUUGGACACUUACAAGGAUGGGGCAGCCACAGCUUCUCUGGGAAACAGAAAUAGUGCAAUAACACUUCGCCAGUGGGAUGUUCCCCUCAGAUUGUCCCUCCUUGCACCCAGCACUGCCAACAUUUUCCUUCCACUCGUCUGGGAUGCUUGGGAGCAGGACUUGGGGAGUUUUGGGCACUGCGUGAACCAACAGAACAUGAAUGAAACGAGAUGCAUCAGUUCAACGGGGCAAUUCCACAUACAACUAAAAAAUAAUUCAAUGUUGAAUGGUCGCUGUGAAAACGGGGAGAGAGGGAAGCAUGCUGGACAACUCCUUUUUAUUUUUAUUUAUUUCCUUUCGGUAAUUCAGGCGAAUAUGUUGAACCAUGCCGUGCCCUUUCUGUCGUCUACCCCUCGCUUCAGCUGUUAGCUGUUACAGACGAUACCUGACGGAUAACACAAAACGGCCCAUGAGGGACCGGGAUCGCGGCUGCGGAAGACCGGGAGGUUAAAAUCCACCGAAGUUCCACCUUUUCUCGCAAUACGGUCUAUACGGUGCGGAUCGCAGUCGCUGUGGCCUCGGAGUGGGGGGUCAGGAACCCGGUCCUGCGAUCCCCAUCCCGGCGGGGCCGCGGGCUCGGCGCCAACAUGGCGGCCUCCGCCCCGCCCCCCGGUCGCCAUGGGGACGGGCCGCGCGCCACGGGGCGUGGCCGGGGCGCGAGGGGCGGGGCCCGCUUAGGUCCCCUUCCCCCCGCGAGGCUAUAAAUAACCCACGCCCGCUGAUUGGCCACAGAGAAAAAAUGGUUGCACCACGUGACUCCCCCAUCUAAAAAAAUUUCCAAGAUGGCGGAACCCGUCACGGGCUGAGUCCGUCGGUGGCGCGCUCCGCGCCGGGGGAGCCAUCACCGCGCAGCGUCCCCACCUCGCCCGACGCUCAGGUUCCCAUUUUAAAAGCCAUUGGAAGACACUCUGCCACCCUCUUGGAUUACUUCCCAUACGACUCAGCAUGUCACUGUGCCCUGGAUUUUACAAGGUGGCCAUGAUUUAAUCCCCACUUCCCACUCCUAUGUAUUGGUGAAGCACUGGAGCUCUUCUGAGCUGCUGUUACUCCCGUGGGAACUGAUCUGUCUCGAAUCCCUUCUCCCAAGGACUAGACAUUGCCAGCAAUGAGCUCCCAAAGCCAUCCAGAUGGGCUUUCUGGCAGAGACCAGCCAGUGGAGCUGCUGAAUCCACCUCGAGUGAACCACAUGCCCAGCUCUGUUGACGUGAGCACAGCCCUGCCCUUGCAAGUGGCGCCGAGCUCGGUGCCCAUGGACCUGCGGCUGGACCACCAGUUCUCCAUGCCAGUGACGGAGCCCACGCUGCGGGAGCAGCAGCUGCAGCAGGAGCUGCUGGCCCUCAAGCAGAAGCAGCAGAUCCAGAGGCAGAUCCUGAUCGCAGAGUUCCAGCGGCAGCACGAGCAGCUCUCCCGGCAGCACGAGGCACAGCUGCACGAGCACAUCAAGCAGCAGGAGAUGCUGGCCAUGAAGCAUCAACAGGAGCUGUUGGAGCACCAGAGGAAGUUGGAGCAGCACCGACAGGAGCAGGAGCUGGAGAAGCAGCACCGAGAGCAGAAACUGCAGCAGCUGAAAAACAAAGAGAAAGGGAAAGAGAGUGCAGUGGCAAGCACAGAAGUGAAGAUGAAAUUGCAGGAAUUUGUGUUAAACAAGAAGAAAGCUUUGGCCCACCGGAAUCUCAACCACUGCAUAUCCAGCGACCCUCGCUUCUGGUAUGGGAAGACCCAGCACAGCUCUCUGGACCAGAGCUCCCCACCCCAAAGCGGCGUCUCCGGUACCUACAACCACCCAGUCCUGGGGAUGUACGAUUCCAAAGACGACUUCCCUCUCAGAAAAACAGCCUCUGAACCCAACCUGAAGCUGCGGUCCAGACUAAAGCAGAAGGUGGCUGAGAGGAGGAGCAGCCCCCUCCUGCGCAGGAAGGACGGGCCCGUGGUGACCGCGCUCAAGAAGCGCCCACUGGACGUCACAGGCACAGCGGACUCUGCAUGCAACAGUGCUCCUGGAUCUGGUCCCAGCUCUCCAAACAACAGCUCCAACAACAUCAGCACUGAGAAUGGAAUUGCAGGAUCAGUCACGAGUAUCCAAGCAGAGACCAGCCUGGCUCACAGGCUCGUGAACCGCGAGGGCUCCGUGACGCAGCUCCCGCUCUACACCUCGCCCUCCCUGCCCAACAUCACGCUAGGACUGCCUGCCACCGGCCCUUCCAGCGCGGGACAAGCGCAGCAGGACGCGGAGAGGCUCGCAAUCCCAGCCUUACAGCAGCGGAUCUCCUUAUUCCCUGGCACUCACCUCACUCCCUACCUGAGCACUACAACGUUGGAGAGGGAUGGGGGAACUGCACACAACCCUCUCCUGCAGCACAUGGUCCUACUGGAACAGCCAACUGCACAAACGCCCCUGGUCACAGACUGGUAUCUUUCAGGACUGCCCCUGCAUGCACAGCCCCUGGUGGGUGGAGAGAGGGUCUCCCCUUCGAUCCACAAGCUGCGGCAGCACCGCCCGCUCGGGCGCACCCAGUCUGCUCCCCUGCCCCAGAACGCCCAGGCCCUCCAGCAGCUGGUGAUCCAGCAGCAGCACCAGCAGUUCCUGGAGAAACACAAACAGCAAUUCCAGCAGCAGCAGCUGCACAUCAACAAGAUCAUCUCCAAACCCACCGAGCCAGCGCGGCAGCACGAGAGCCACCCCGAGGAGACGGAGGAGGAGCUGCGGGAGCACCAGGCCCUGCUGGAGGAGCCCUAUGGCGACAGGGCCGCGGGCCAGAAGGAGCCCCCGGGGCUGGCCAGCGUGGUGCAGGUCAAGCAGGAGCCCAUCGAGAGCGACGAGGAGGAGGCAGAGCCGCAGCAGGAGCUGGAGGCCGGGCAGAGGCAGGCGGAGCAGGAGCUGCUCUUCCGCCAGCAAGCCCUGCUCCUGGAGCAGCAGCGGAUUCACCAGCUGAGGAACUACCAGGCGUCGCUGGAGGCGGCUGGCAUGCCCGUGUCCUUCGGGGGACACCGGCCCCUGUCCCGGGCACAGUCCUCCCCUGCCUCGGCCACCUUCCCCAUGUCCGUGCAGGAGCCACCCACUAAGCCAAGGUUCACAACAGGCCUUGUGUACGACACGUUGAUGCUGAAGCACCAGUGCACCUGUGGAAACACCAACAGCCACCCCGAGCAUGCGGGCAGGAUCCAGAGCAUCUGGUCCAGGCUCCAGGAGACGGGGCUGCGGGGCAAGUGUGAGUGCAUCCGUGGCAGAAAGGCAACGCUGGAGGAGCUGCAGACAGUUCACUCGGAAGCCCACACGCUGCUCUAUGGCACAAACCCUCUGAACAGGCAGAAACUGGACAGCAAGAAGCUUCUAGGUUCCUUAACGUCGAUGUUUGUCAGGCUGCCUUGCGGUGGUGUCGGGGUCGACAGUGACACCAUUUGGAACGAGGUGCACUCGUCUGGCGCUGCUCGCCUGGCCGUGGGCUGUGUCAUCGAGCUGGUGUUCAAAGUGGCCACAGGAGAGCUGAAGAAUGGAUUUGCUGUUGUUCGGCCCCCAGGUCACCAUGCGGAGGAGAGCACACCCAUGGGUUUCUGCUAUUUUAACUCUGUGGCAAUCGCAGCCAAGCUGCUCCAGCAAAGGCUCAACGUGAGCAAAAUCCUCAUUGUGGACUGGGAUGUCCACCACGGGAAUGGUACUCAGCAGGCCUUCUACAACGAUCCCAACGUCCUUUAUAUCUCACUACAUCGCUACGAUGAUGGCAACUUCUUUCCAGGCAGCGGCGCUCCGGACGAGGUUGGCACAGGAGCAGGAGUUGGUUUCAAUGUUAACAUGGCAUUUACUGGUGGCCUGGAUCCGCCCAUGGGAGACACAGAAUAUUUAACUGCCUUCAGGACAGUAGUGAUGCCCAUUGCCAACGAGUUUGCCCCAGACGUUGUGCUGGUGUCAUCUGGUUUUGAUGCUGUGGAAGGGCACCCCACACCCCUCGGAGGAUAUAAUCUGUCAGCAAAAUGCUUUGGGUACCUGACGAAGCAGCUGAUGGGCCUGGCCGGGGGCCGCGUCGUGCUGGCCCUCGAGGGUGGCCACGACCUCACGGCCAUCUGCGACGCCUCGGAGGCCUGUGUGUCUGCCCUGCUGGGAAACGAGCUUGACCCUCUUCCAGAGAAGGUUUUCCAGCAGAGAGCUAAUGCUAAUGCGGUGCAUUCCAUGGAGAAAGUCAUCGAGAUCCACAGCAAGUACUGGCAUUCCCUCCAGCGUUUCGCCUCCACGGUGGGAUAUUCCCUGGUGGAGGCCCAGAAGUGUGAGAACGAGGAGGCGGAGACGGUGACGGCCAUGGCAUCACUGUCGGUGGGCGUGAAGCCGGCGGAGAAGAGACCUGAGGACGAACCCAUGGAAGAGGAGCCUCCCCUGUAGCACACACCUUCGAGCUGGAGUUCUCCUGUCUGUUUGUCUUCGUCUUGAAGCUCUGCCAAGAAGCUUUCUCUUGUUACUCCUGCGUCCUGUCACGGUUAUUUCCUGAACACGGAAGGACAGCCAGGUGUAAAGCAAAGCAAGCGACACAAAAAACCAAAUCUCUCCACAUCUUUGAGUCUCUUUUUGCUGAAAAAAAAUGCUGGUGAAGAGCAGCAAAGGACUGACACAUUGGGCACUCUUCCUCUGGUCCUCACCGGGAGCGGAAAGAGGAACGACGCCUGGGAAGUCUUUGGCAGAGUUGCCAAACAAAAGAACAAAAACAAAACACAAGAAUAAUAAAGAAAUCAAAGAUUCAACAACACAAAUCAAACAAACCUUAACAUAAAACUGGUGCUUACAAAGUUGAUUACCCACAACUGAGCAAUCUCUGCUUGAACCACUCAACCCAUCGUGUACUUUCAUUUCUUGGAUAUUUGGAAAUAGCUCUUGCCUGCCUGUGAGUCAACGACAGCUCUUGUCGGAACAGGAACGUUGGGAGAUGAUGCUGUAUUUUUAACGGGGAGGGACAGGGAAUGAGGGACUCAUCUGACACCUAAAGGAAAGGGAAGCAGAAGUGGGGAAUGGUAGCCAAGAUGGAGUCGGCUUUAUUGUCUCCAAAGCCAUCUGAAGAUGAGUUUGUGCCUUUUUUUUUAAUUGAUGGAUUUGGUGCAGCUGGAUUUUCUGAAGUUUGAGGAACAAUGCCUUAAGUAAAAAUUAAUUAAAAAAAAAAAA